AUGGCUCCUAAGGGAGGUAAAGGAGGAAGCAGUGGAGGAAACCUAAGCAUCCCAGCAAGCUGCCCAGGAGCGUUCUCGUCUCCGGACUCUCUUGUUGUUUUUGUAUUAAGCAUCCUGGUAUUUGUUUUCUUCGUCGCCGUGUUCUUCUUGCGUUGUUCUUCAAAUGUAAGGGUCAGUCCUGGAAAGAAACUAGUCGGGUUGCCAUAUGUUCUUUCUGUCACAUGCUUCCUUAUCGGUUUUGCCUGCCAUUGGAUAUCACUAUUAUUUCGAGAAUGCGAUGUAGGAAGCUACUACGACUUCUACUACUGGAAAAUUGCGGUAAAUGUCUUGAUUGGGAUUGGGAACUGGUUUCUCUUAUUCGUCAUCGUGUGGACUCUCAACACGAUGCUUCAAGAGCACCUUGGAUACCGCAUGACCUCUUGCAAGGUCGUCUGCAUAGUCAUUUUAGCGGUAACUGGGAUGUUGACUUGUGCGCGCAUUGGUCUGGGAUCCUACGAUCUCUGGAUUCUUGCCGAAUACUGGGAGUCUUCAUACGACGCAUAUCCGAAACUGAAUGUUGCGUACUGGGGGUUUUAUCUUCUCAGCACCGUCACUUCUGGGAUUUUCUCGCUCAUUACAGCAAUACCCUUAAAUUCAAGGCUUCUUCUUGGUUCACGCUUGCUUGGCUGGAUCGUUACCCUUCUUAUCUCCAACGUCAUUUAUGUCCUCCUAAUUACGGUUUUAUGCUUGUUGGACCUUAUGGCCUCCAUCGACAGCUGGAUAACUUGGACUGUAGUUGGAUACACCGCGGACUUUUUUCGAGCCCUAACUUGCCUUCUCUUCAUCUUUGUUGCACAUAAUUUAGCCUGGUCCAAGGAAACAUCAACCGGUACAAACACAACUGCCACGGUUACGCAUCAUCAACCGAUGUAUGAGUCUGUGUUCAUUGCACACCAACAACAUCCGCAAGAUGCUCCAAAAAGUGGGAAGCCCUAUUACCACAAAUAG
This is a messenger RNA of Colletotrichum destructivum, 987 nucleotides long. RefSeq lists its product as uncharacterized. NCBI's taxonomy places the organism in Eukaryota, Fungi, Ascomycota, Sordariomycetes, Glomerellales, Glomerellaceae. Bases 1 to 987 code for a protein of 328 amino acids. The transcript has 3 exons. The record is from RefSeq and is a predicted model, not a curated record.